AUGGAGACGGCCAAGCUGAUGGGUUGUUUCCUCAUCGUCCUCUUCUUCAUGGCUGACGCCGCCGAGGGCCUGGGAGGCAACGUCACGAGGAGAGGCCUGACUGGGAAGAAAUACAAAGGCCCAUGCAAGCCCACCAACCCCAUCGACAAGUGCUGGAGGUGCCUCAAGAACUGGCACCAGGACCGCAAGAGGCUCGCCAAAUGCGCUGCCGGCUUCGCCCGCCAAACCACCGGCGGCAAGAAGGGCGAGUUCUACGUCGUCACGGACCCCUCCGACGACGACAUGGCCAACCCCAAACCCGGUACCCUCCGCUACGCCGUCAUCCAGAAGCAGCCGCUCUGGAUCACCUUCGCCCGGAGCAUGACCAUCAAGCUUCAGCAGGAGCUCAUCAUGCAGAGCCACAAGACCAUCGAUGGCCGCGGCUUUAAGGUCCACAUUGCUGGCGGCGCCGGCAUCACCAUCCAGUUUGUGAGGAACAUUAUCAUCCACAACCUCUAUAUUCAUCACAUUGUGCCCGCCAGCGGUGGCUUGAUCAGGGACUCCGUCGACCAUAUUGGAUUCAGAGGGCCCAGCGACGGCGACGGCAUUUCCGUCUUCGGAUCCCAAAACAUUUGGCUUGAUCACCUCUCCAUGAAGAAAUGCUAUGAUGGCAUCAUCGACGUCAUUGAAGGAUCCACUAACGUCACCAUCUCAAACUGCCACUACACCGAUCAUGAUAAGGUGCUGCUAUUCGGUGCAAGAGACACCAACGUGGAAGAUGACUCCAUGCAGAUUACAGUGGUAUACAACCAUUUCGGCAAGAGGUUGAGUCAGAGAAUGCCAAGGAUCCGAUCUGGGUUUACCCAUGUCGUCAACAACGAUUACACUCAUUGGGAAAUGUACGCCAUCGGCGGCAGCCACCACGCCACCGUGCUCUGUGAGGGCAACCGCUUCAUCGCUCCCAACAAGCCCGAGUUUAAAGAGGUUACCCACCGUAACGGUCCACCGAACGAAUGGGCGAAGUGGACAUGGCUGUCAAGGGGGGAUCUGUUCAUGAGCGGCGCCUUCUUCACCGAGUCCGGCAACCGCUCCAGGGGAAAUGACCUGGCGAAGCUGGACGGAAUCGUGGCAAAGCCCGCGAAAAAGGUCCGGAGCCUGACCCGGUUCGCCGGUGCUCUCGGACAUUGCAGGGUUGGCAAGCUCUGCUAG
Diospyros lotus (date-plum) is the source of this 1188-nucleotide messenger RNA. RefSeq names its product probable pectate lyase P59. Lineage: Eukaryota; Viridiplantae; Streptophyta; Magnoliopsida; Ericales; Ebenaceae. The transcript has 4 exons. Gene Ontology annotation, molecular function: pectate lyase activity. The record is from RefSeq and is a predicted model, not a curated record. The coding region runs from base 1 to 1188 and encodes 395 amino acids.